This is a messenger RNA of Coregonus clupeaformis (lake whitefish), 2624 nucleotides long. RefSeq names its product carbohydrate sulfotransferase 15-like. The coding region runs from base 642 to 2264 and encodes 540 amino acids. Gene Ontology annotation, biological process: hexose biosynthetic process. Lineage: Eukaryota; Metazoa; Chordata; Actinopteri; Salmoniformes; Salmonidae. The record is from RefSeq and is a predicted model, not a curated record. Gene Ontology annotation, molecular function: N-acetylgalactosamine 4-sulfate 6-O-sulfotransferase activity. The transcript is spliced from 9 exons.
UCUUCCCUUGGUCCCUCCCUCUCUUCAGUCUCCCGGACUCGAUUGCAGCGCGAGAGACGAGAUGGAUGGUCUCUGAACGUUUGCGAUCCAUCCAGUGGUACAUUAUAAUGUUUGAGAGCUAUCCAAAACAACGCAGUUGUGAAUUCAUCAUAAUGUGUCCGUGUAAGCUCGUAUACCUUACCUCAUUGAGAUAAAAUGUAGUAAAUGUUUUAUUACCUGAAUGGAUAUGGAAUGUUCAUGAAGAGCGCGCAAAGGAGUCGCGUUGAUUGAUUAAUCGGAUCUUGAAUAAAUCAAGCCUACCGUUUGGGAUGUUGGAUGCUGGCUCUGGCAGACAAUAACCUUCCAUGAGUUUUAAAGAGAGGACAGGAGACCCCCUCCAUCAGCAACACCAGGACCAGGAGAAGAACACAUUCAGCUAAGACCUUGAAAGAGAACACUACUGUCUACAGGACAGUGACCAAUGUGGUGCUACAGUACCUGUUGUGCAUACAGCAACAUUUGGAGCAGCCAUGAUGGAUAAACCCCCUACUGCUCUACCACACACCUCCCAUCCCACAAUAGAUGUGCCUUGAUGUCCCCAGUCCCUCCCCUCUGACAUCUACAUCCCCCUCUCCACAGCCCUGUUCCAUUCUGUCUACAUAAUGUCUCUCACAGACUACAAAAAUGAUGCCAUUCCUCAAAUGGACUACACAUAUGGCCAACUCUGCCCCAUGGAAGUUGAGAACUACAGGAAGAGACCCACAAUGCCUUGUUUGGACAAUGUAGAUGACGGUCACAUAAGCCUUCCCAGUGUCCUGGAGGUGAGGCGGGUUCCUCUGUGGCCAUUGGGCCCCCUGAGGAGUGUCACAAAGGUCAAGGUUAUCAGCUUCCUGCUCGGACUGACGUUGACCUUCCUCAUUAUGGCUUCUUACGUCUUGGCCUGGGAUAAAAAGGGUCUGAUGCUGACACCGUCACCUUUUCACCUCAGUACUAUAGUCAAUCCCAGCAGCACCAUCUCCCCUAACAUGUCCUCUACCAAGGACUAUGUCAACAUUAAGCUCCUGGUGAAGUGCAUUACAUCUAAACUUGAGUUCAGCCCAAGGAAGCUGCCUCUUCUGAAGGACGUUGUCAAUAGUGACUCUCAUUUGUUUUCCGUUAUUCCUCGUCAGUUCCUCCCCAAUAUCAAGAGUCCAUGCUGGUAUGAGGAGCUCUCUGGGAAAACCAAAGUGGAUCCUUACAGGAAAAACUUGUAUGCAGUUCGCUCCAAGAGCUUCCGGACUGUCUGUGACUACCUAAGGAAUCAUUUCCAGGAACACUUGUACCACAGCGACGACGACAAGCAAUACCGCCUGCGCUGUCUGCCAUAUUUCUACAUCAUUGGCCAGCCCAAAUGUGGCACAACGGACCUGUUUCACCGACUACUUCUACACCCGGAGGUCAAGUUCAGCACCAUGAAAGAGCCCCACUGGUGGACAAGGAAAAGGUUUGGUAUCAUCCAUCUUAAAGAUGGCCUCCUGGAGCGCUUCCUUGUGGAGGACUACCUGGACCUUUUUGACCUGGCUGCCUACCACAUCCAGCAGGGAAUACUCGGGAAUACCUCUGGCGACGACAGCCAGCGACACCUCAUCACAGGUGAAGCAAGCGCAUCCACGAUGUGGGACAACCAAGCCUGGAGCUUUCUCUAUGACGACCGGGUGGAUGGGGAGCCUCCUUUCCUGGCCCAGGACUUCAUCCACACAGUUCAGCCCGAUGCUAAAAUCAUCGUCAUGCUCAGAGACCCAGUAGAGAGGUUGUAUUCAGACUACCUGUACUUCAACAUGGCUAACAAGUCAGUGGAGGACUUUGACCAGAGGGUCUCAGAAUCCUUACAGCUGUUUGAGGCUUGUUUAGCAGAGAGCUCCAUGCGUUCCUGUGUCUACAAUACUAGCCUCUCCAAUGCCAUGCCGGUCAGACUGAACCUGGGACUAUAUAUUGUCUUCCUGCUGGACUGGUUGACUGUCUUCCACAGGGAUCAGAUCCUAGUUCUGCAGUUAGAAGACUACGCUGCCAAUCUGAGACUCACCAUACAUAAAGUCUUUGACUUCCUAAACGUGGGGCCUUUAUCUGAGCAGACCGAGGCAGCGCUCACCAAGAGGCCCAUGUCCAACACACGGAGGGCAGCAGACAGGAGCCUGGGCCCCAUGCUGCCCAGCACCAGGGACCUCCUCAGGGAGUUCCACCAGCCAUUCAACCACAAACUGGCCACAGUCCUGGACAACAAAGCCUUCCACUGGACAGAGACAUGAGGAAUGUCUCCAUCAGAGAUGGAUACAGUCCUGAGGAGUAAGUCCCCCAUGGUCCUAUGAGUCAUAUGAGAUGAACUGAUGAUUAAUGAUUAAUUGACAAGUUGAAUCAGGUGUGCUUGUCCAGGGCUACAACAAACGUGCAGUUGGGGGUACUCGAGGACUGGAGUUGGGAAACACUGCUGUAUGCCACUUGCAGUCAUUGUGAAAUAAUUCUGUAAGAAACAAUAUUGAGCAAACAGCACAAUUGAUUUUAUCAGAUGAUGUUGCCUUCAAUUAAUCUUUAAAAACAAACAUGAAACACCCUGUUUCUACAGCAAUACAAUGUUCAUUUUAACUACAUUAAAUUAAUUACAUCGUAAA